UCGUUACUAAUAACUUUAGUUGUUACUUUGCGACUGCUCUGUCAUAAACUUUCGCAACGGCAAAAAUCAUGAUUUCUACUACUACGUAAAAAUGAAUCAUGCGCAUGCAUGAAGAAGCUAGUAAAUUUAAUCAUAUUGUGUUCGUGUUACAAGUUAAUGUCUGAUACAGAACAUUUGUUUAAGGUUAGAAAAAAACCGACAUUCGAGUUAUAGAAGUCUUGUACAUAUUUCUUUCUGUUCAUGCAUAUGCAGUUUUAAUGUUUGAAUUCAUUUAAAUGGCAUUCUUAAAAAACUUAACAAAUUUAUGUCUUUAUCGAAUACAAUUCUAUUGUGUACACAAUGCACCAUCAGCUUUUUUUUCAAUGUUUCAUCGUUUUAAGAGGAACCAAAAAAUAAUAAGCAGAGAUACUAUCGUAACUUUACAAAAACAGUAUGAAGAAAAGUUAUUAAAUUCUCAUGUAUCAAAGGAAACAUGGGAAGGGUUAAAGAAAGAUUUAUUAGAUAUGCAGCGUUUUGAACCAACAUCUGUUGACACUGUUAUCAUGGAGUUAUGCUGCGAUGAAAGAUUUGUAGAUGCAGGAUUAUCUUAUUACAAUUUUAUGAUGCAAAAUAAUCCUCAACUAUCUGCAGCUAUUACUAGCAAAUUGUUUAAAUUGUAUGAAAAAAAACCGAGUCCAAUUACAGAAGCAGAAAAAGUAUACCUUUCAGAUCUAUAUAAAACUAUGAUAGAACGAUAUGUAGUAUUAGACCAGUUGACAACUUCUUAUUAUAUUGGAGUUUUGUGUAAAACUGGCCAAUGGAAAAAAAGCAUUGAUGUUAUCAAAUAUUAUGAAGGACAUAACUCAAAAUUUCUUAAAAUUGGGUAUAGUUCCUUGAUUAAUUAUUUUCUUGAAAAUGGCAUGAUGAAACUUGCAGAAAAAUAUUUACUUUGCAUUUUUGAAAGAAGUUAUGCACCUUGUAAUGAUGUAUAUAUUAACUACUUGAAAUAUUGUUUAAAAGAAAUGAAAACAUUUAAUGAAAAUAUUGAGAAAUUAUUUACAUUAUGGAGAGACUAUGAUAUAAAACCACAUAUGGAUGUUGUAACAGAAUAUAUGAAGACUUGUAAUGCAGUUGGUUGGUUUGCAGAAAUAACAACAAUAAAAGAUUCAAUGUGUCAAAUAUGUAAACAAAAUCUAUCAGCAGCAAAAUUAUCUGAAGAGGAGUUUGAGUAUUUGUCUAAUUCUGUAAUGCAAAAAUUUUUGGUUGAUAAGAAUUAUGAGAUAAGUCACCCAAAAGAACUAAAACGCUUUAUUGAUUUUAUCGAUAAGACUAAACCAUUUGAUGUUGUAAUAGAUGGAUUAAAUGUUUUAUAUUCGAAUAAUAAUAGUUCACAUUCACAGAAAUAUAUGAAUGUGCAGAGACUUUUUACCAAUUUUGUGGACCAAAAGGUGCUUAUUAUUGGACGGCAGCACAUGAAAUGUAUUCCAAUCGUAAAAAAUUUGCAAGAACAAGCAACUUUUUUCUUUGUAGAUAAUAUAUCAAAGGAUGAUCCAUUUUUGCUAUAUGCAGCAUUAGCAAGUAAAAGUAAUACCAAAAUUAUAUCCAAUGACUUUAUGCGUCAACAUAAAUUUUGCCUUGAUGAUUCGAAAUUACGUAUUCUUUUUAAGAAAUGGCAAUGCACACAUCAAUACAAAAUGGUUGAAAGUCGAAACUCCGUUCAAUUGAAGUUGCUUAACAGUGUUGGAUGUGAUGGUUUACAUUACGUACAUUCUGGCGCUCAAAAACAUAACAAUUGUUGGCAUGUACCAUUUCAAAAUGCUUCUACCACCGCAAUGAAUGUAGAAUAUGUACAUGAAAAGAAUUGGAUUUGUUUUAACAUGUGUAACAGCAAAUCUAGAUAAAUAAUGAAAAGUAUACAUAUUUUGUUACAACAUUCUAUAAUUCUCAUUGUUAGCUAAGUAUUUUGAUCUUUCUACGUAAUUCAGAAAGAGCAAGAUUAAAACAAAAUAACCUAAUCCAAAACUAUUGUCACAUACGUGUGAUUCUGUAGAAUCUAAUAAAAUAAAAGUAGAAAAAGAAUUUUACAACAACCAAAAAGCAACUUUUUAUCAAUUAAAAUGAAAUUAACAUUUUCACGAAUCAACAAGUAAUGCGUGUCUUUAAAUAAUUUAAAAUAAGACGAAGGAUUUUCGUCGUGGGUAAGACCGAGCUAAUGACUUCGAAUUUAAAAUAGUUUCUUUAAGUAUCGGAUAAAAUUGUUAAUAAUAACAACCCUAUACGUUAUGUAAGAGGGAAAAAGACUGUUCUACGUUUGCUAACUUUACCAAUUUCAGUAGUUUGGUUAACUAUAAUUUCUAAAGCCACCGUUCUUCAAACAUAAAGAUUGCUUUAAAACUUGAUGAUUGGGAUGUUAGUUCAUUAAACGAUAGGUCUAUUCUACAUCUCUUUUAUGAUGUACAGCUAGGAUUACAUAAGUCAGAAAAUAAAAAUGCCUAGGCAGUUGAGAUUCGAAAUUGUAUGCCAUUGACGUAAGAUCGGACUUCAGCUGUUCAUGAUCGAGUAGGAAAGGCACACAUUUACGUUCUUUCUCCACUCCUCAAAGUUGUUCGAAACACCAAUUGGACAUUUCGGAUGAAUUGAGGAAGAAAGUAAAUGUGAGCCUUCCUCUCGCAACUUCCUCGAGACGUUCGAAGUGCACUGCAUCCGCGCUCGCUUCGGGCAGUUUCGGAGAAUUCAGAAAGAGGGCGAGUGUCAGUUUGUCUUUCUCGACACUCCGAACUCUACGAGCGUUCACGUACGCUCGCUCUGGCAUAGUGUGCGAAUGUGGAAUGAGGACGGUGUACCGAGAUUGGAAACGCAUUUUCCAUAUUCCUAUAAAUAUUUUCAUCUCAACGAUUUCAACGGUUUUGAAUACAUAUUCCGAUUUUUGAGUAUUUUGGUGUAAAAUCAAUUUUAGUUAUCUAUUUGAGUUUCUUAUUGGAGAACCCUUAGUAACAGGCAACUCGGUAUUUAC
This is a messenger RNA of Colletes gigas, 2992 nucleotides long. It is a transcript of the gene mldr, whose product is annotated as mitochondrial ribonuclease P catalytic subunit. Gene Ontology annotation, biological process: mitochondrial tRNA 5'-end processing; tRNA 5'-leader removal. Gene Ontology annotation, cellular component: mitochondrion; mitochondrial ribonuclease P complex. The coding region runs from base 276 to 1880 and encodes 534 amino acids. The record is from RefSeq and is a predicted model, not a curated record. The transcript is spliced from 4 exons. NCBI's taxonomy places the organism in Eukaryota, Metazoa, Arthropoda, Insecta, Hymenoptera, Colletidae. Gene Ontology annotation, molecular function: ribonuclease P activity; protein binding.